GUGCUAACAGCGCAUGUUAGCAACUAAAUCAACCAACAUAAUUUUACCUUUAUUUUUCAACGCUACAAGUCGUAUUACACUAAUGGAGUUUCUUGGGUCGACAGAGAAAAUAAACGACCCAGGCCUGCCUCUUUCAUCUCUUCGCCUCCUGGUGCCCCCAUUGCAGCUUCUGUCUGCUGCUAUGUGGCAGCUGGCAAAGCAGAAAGAUGUGAUGAAUUAUGAGAAGCUCCAGGAGUUUGUGCUCAUGGUUACAGAGGCAGUGCCAGGACUGAUCAACCACAGACAGAGAGCCCAGCUCAUUCUGGGUCUAAGAGCAAGGUUGAUCCUGGAGCUAUGCAAAGGCUCAGCACGAGGUUGUGUUGAUACUCAAGUGAUCCAGAGCUAUUUGGACAAACUCCCAGUAACUUCUGCAAACAUAGAUUACAGGGACGCAGAGGUGAAAACAACAGAGUCCACAUUCAUUGCACUUGUUCAGAGCCUACUGAAAGAUCCAAUUGAGAGAGCAUACUUCUUCCAGGAGGUGUUCCCAGUGGAAUAUGGGCAACAAUAUGAUGCAGCGCUGAAUGUGUUACUGUGGGAGUUGCUCUCAAAAAUGGAAAAACUGCUGCCAGUACCAGACCUUAAACAGACUGCAGCCUGGCUCAGCUCUGCACCUUCUGUUUUGGAGGAAUGUGUUCAGUCCUCACAUGAAGAGCUGAGCUUGAUCUUUGAGCACUACAAGAGUUCAGGACUACUGAAAAUGCCAUAUGGCCCUUCAUCCACCAUUGGCAGCUGCAUCAUGUCUGCUUUAUCCAUUCCUCCCUCGCAAAAGACAAACAUCUCAGUUGGACUGGAAUCAAUCCAUAAUUAUGCUAAUGUGCUAAACCCUGUGACUUUUGUUGGGGCGGACCAGUACAGUGUUGUGGCUGUUUACACUGAGGUGGAAGUUGGAGGGUCUGAAGUGGAUGAGGAAAUAAUCGAGUCAGCUGAAGUUCAGGUUCACACAGAUUUCUAUGAAGAGGAGAUUGUAGCUGUAAGUGCAGAUAAUGCCGGUGGCGAGGAGUCUGCCAGCUUGAGAGCAGAAGAACCAAGUGAAACUGUGGAUGUCGCUAAAGCGCUGGAGACUCUGACAAAAACUUUUGCACUAAGGAAGGAGAGCCUCGGUCAAGAUGUGUUGACAGGAAAGAGUAAUGAUUCAUCGCUGAAUGAUGAGUGUGCAUCAGGAAAUGCUACAGAUGAAGGAAAAACAAAUGAAUUAUAUGAAACAAGUGACCAAACUGAUGAUAAAGUAGCAACAACUGAAGAGGUGACGGAUGAAGCUGGAGGCACAGAGAGCAAUUACAACUCCUCUGGUACAGAGCUGAAGGAUGACCACGAAUCCCUCUCUGGCCACGAAGAAAUAAUGGCAGAUGUCUCCAGUGAACCUCCUGUUUCUGAAACACAGCAGUCUGCCAGCUCGGCUAACACCCGCAGAUCCUCUCGCCUACAAAUGAAGACCUCACCUAAUUGGCAGGAGAUGCAUAAAUUCAAGAGAUCGUCAAAGGACACGACAGAGGAACCAAAAAUGAGCAAAGCUGAUGUAUCAGUUGCCCCCUCUGUGAUAGCAGUCAAAGGAAUCGACAAAGGGGGUUCUAAUGAAAUGACUACCAUCAUCUUCACCUGCUCACAGUGUCCCUUCCACAGCUCAGAUGAAAACAGCCCUCCUCACUUCCACAUGCAGACUGUUCGAACAGAAGUGUACAGGACUCCCUCAGAAGCCAAAUUUACACCGUCUCCCUCCAGCACUGAUGAAAUAUUUACAUCUAUUAAACUCUUCCCCAAAGGAAAUGCAGAGCAGAGCAAAGCAGAUCUGCCUGAUGAUCAAAGCAAAGUCAACGUUUCUCAGUCACGGGGCAAACAGAAAGCCCUCACAUGUGAAACAUGCGGUAAGACGUUCACUCGUACGUCAGACGUCAGGAGGCACCAGCUCACUCACACUGGAGAGAGACCUUUUCAUUGCUCGCAGUGUGACCGAACGUUCCAGCACUCGUGGGAUCUGGCAAAGCAUGAGAGCAAACAUCGCGGCGUGGCCAUCUCUUUCCCCUGCCAGCUGUGUAAAUGUUCCUUCGCCAAUCUCCGCGCAUUAACCGUCCACCACAAGAAGUCUCACUCACAGGAGUGUGGGCCACCGCAGAUCUGCUCCAUCUGUACCCAGAGUUUUGCAACUUCCUCUGAGCUGCUCGAGCAUAAGAAGUCCCACGUCACCAGUAAACGCUACAUCUGCCAGAAGUGCGGCGAGGGCUUCGACUCCCUCCUUGCGCGCUCCCAGCACCGGCAGAUACAUCGAGUGAAGCCUCAGUUUAAGUGUCCGCAAUGUGAGAAGACAUUCACUCGAAGGUCUGAUGUAAAGAGGCAUCUGUCCACUCACACUGGGGAGCGUCCUUACCACUGUAACCAGUGCAACAAACAGUUCUCACUCCACUUCAUGCUCAUGAAACACCUCCGUGUUCACACAGGCGAGCGGCCUUUCCAGUGCUCCCACUGCCCAAAGAGGUUCACGCUGGUGCCUGUGUUGGCCAGACAUGAGAGGAUGCACACUGGGGAGAAACCUUUCCUCUGCUCCCAGUGUGGGAAGGGUUUUUUGUCUCAGGGAGAGCUUUCAAAACACCACACGUCACAUGUGGACGACAGACCCUACUCCUGCCCUCAGUGUGGCAAGUGUUUCAAGAGCAAGAAAACCCAGCAGGAACAUAUCAUCACCCACAUGGGAGCCCGCCCGUACCCCUGCACCUACUGCGGGAAGGGCUUCACCAAACCGCACGCACUGACCAGACACAACCUCAUUCACACAGGAGAGAGGCCAUUCCCCUGCACACACUGUGAGAAGUCGUUUCUCACCCUCACCGAGGCCCAGCAGCACCAGCGAAUUCACACGGGGGAGAGGCCAUACGCCUGCAAUGUCUGUGAACUCAAAUUCAGGAGUUCGUCUGAGCUGGCGCGACACAAACGCAGUCACUCAGGACAGAAGCCACAGAAGCCGUACUGUGAGCAGUGCAUGAAAACAUUCACAUCUAAGGCAAAGCUGCAGAAACACAUGGAGACACACAGAGAGGAGGGAGAAGCUGCACAGUCUGUCGACUCCAUACAGCCUAAGGAAUCAAAUAUCUGAAAAAACAAUAGAGACUAAUUCAGUGGUUUAAUUAGUGGAAUCGUCAAAAAGAAUAUUUCAGAAUAAAUAAUAAAGUUAGUGGACAAGGAGAGUUUGGUACUAUUGCAUCCUUCAACCUUUUGAGGAAUUUAAGUUAAAUUUACACUUAUCAUUUUGACAUAUCAAAGUUUGCUUUGAAAUUUGCAACAGGGAAAUUACAAUUAUGUUUAGAAUAGUUUGUUUUAACUGGAAACCUCAAGUGAACUAAAUUAAUUAAAUUGAUUUUUCACUCCA
Messenger RNA from Seriola dumerili (greater amberjack), 3400 nucleotides. Its product is annotated as zinc finger protein 16-like. Gene Ontology annotation, cellular component: nucleus. The transcript has 9 exons. Gene Ontology annotation, biological process: regulation of transcription by RNA polymerase II. The coding region runs from base 14 to 3127 and encodes 1037 amino acids. NCBI's taxonomy places the organism in Eukaryota, Metazoa, Chordata, Actinopteri, Carangiformes, Carangidae. Gene Ontology annotation, molecular function: DNA-binding transcription factor activity, RNA polymerase II-specific; RNA polymerase II transcription regulatory region sequence-specific DNA binding. The record is from RefSeq and is a predicted model, not a curated record.